AGUGUCGGGAUUUUAAAAGCAGCGUCGCUAUUUUAUCAAGAAACAUUUUAUCAAGAUUCUGGAAUAAUGUAAAGAUAUUCUAUGUUUCAAGGUCCUGGGAGAUGGUGGUACCCAGGAACUUGAAGAACUCCACAGUAGACACCGGGCUGUCUGAUAUGCUGAGGGGGAGCAGUGAUGACAGACGUCUCCUGAAGUCCACUGUCAUCUACAGUCUUGUGCGUGUUCAGCUCCAGGUUGUGCUGACUGCACCAGAGUACCAGCCGCUCCACUUCCUGCCGAGGCCCCAGCAGGAAUCAUCUGGUCUGGAUCAGCAUAAAAAUGGAUGGAUCUGCUUCUGAAAUGCGCCCCCCUGCGGGGUGUAACAGAAAGAGCCCUGAGAGUGUCCUGAUGGAGAGAGCAGACUCCCCUGUACCCAGCUGUGUUUCCCUGAAGAGUGACGCGUCAAUGGACCCCCCACUCACCUUCAGAGAGGGACCUUUUCCUACAGAUCAAAGUGUCCUGAUGAAGAGAGCAGACUCCCCUGUACCCAGCUGUGUUUCCCUGAAGAGUGACGCGUCAAUGGAGCCCCCAAUCACCUUCAGAGAAGGACCUUUUCCUACAAAUGAAAGAGACCAAAUGGAAGAUUGCAGUUCAGAUCUACAUGAUAAAUCGGGUUUAUCAUCCAUAUUGAAGUCGCUAGAGGAAAAAGCCAUGAAGUUCCUAAAGGAGGAACUGGAGACGUUUGUGAGGCACCUAGAUCAGAAUUACCCAGAAUGCUCUGAGCCUCAGCUGGAGGAGGACAAUGACCUGGACUGUGAUGGUCAGAUGCAGAAGACCAGUGUUAGAGAGGUAGCUCUGAAGAUCACACUGUACAUUCUGAGGACCAUGAAGCAAGAUGAUCUUGCUGACCUGCUGGACAAGAGACAGCUCAUGCUACAGGAAAUCAAAGCUAAACUUAAGAAGCAAUUUGAGUGUGUAUUUGAAGGGAAAGCUAAGGAAGGACAGCCAACACUUCUCAGUGAGAUUUACACAGAACUCUACAUAACUGAAGGUGGGACUGGAGCAGUCAAUGAUGAACAUGAAGUGAGACAGAUUGAAACAGCAUCCAAGAAAAGGCGAACAGAAGAUACUACAGCCAAGUGCAAUGAUAUAUUUAAACCCUUAUGUGGGCGUGAGACACCUAUCAGAACUGUACUCACUAAAGGGGUGGCAGGUAUUGGGAAAACAGUCUCUGUGCAGAAAUUUAUUCUCGACUGGGCAGAAGGAAAAGCAAACCAGGAUGUUCACUUCAUAUUUGCUCUUCCUUUCCGGGACCUGAAUUUGAUUAAGGGUGAAUACAGUCUGACUGAACUGCUUCACCACUUUGUCCCAGAACUGAAAUCAUUUCAAUCCACUGAGCUGUUUAGCUACAAAGUCUUGUUCAUCUUUGAUGGUCUGGAAGAGUGUCGCUUUCCUCUGGAUUUUCAGAACAAUGAGAGCUGGUUUGAUGUAACAAAGAAAACGUCACUAGAUGUGCUGUUAACUAACCUCAUUAAGAGGAGAAGUCUGGAGAAGAAAGUGCCCCGCUCUGAUGGCGGCGCUUCUAAAGAGGCCCUUUCCCCUCUUCUGGCACCUUUUCUUGAGGAAAUGAAGAACUUCGUUUCCGAACAGGUGAACUCCUUAAAUGGCACGCUCCAGCAACACCACUCGGAGCUCCGCGCUGACCUGAACUCGCUGAGGGCGGACUUUAAAUCUAUUCAAAAAGAAGUCGCCUCUGUGAAGUCUGUGACCGAUCGACACUCCAGGGAGCUGGCUGAUUUUAAUAAGGGCCUACUUUCCCUGGAUGUUAAAAUCACUGAGAUUGAGGACCGCAGCCGUCGCCUUAAUCUUAAACCAGCCAUUGACCAUGCCCACAGGCUGCAUGGCCGGUCCGAAACCUCUUCUCGUCCGCCUCCCAUCCUCAUGCACUUCAUGGACUUCCGUGACCGGCAGGCUGUGGUACGUGAAGCCCGCAAAGUCCAGGACCUCAGUUUUGAAGGUGGGAGAAUUUUCUUCUUUCAAGACUUUAGCGCCAAGACGGCUGCAGCCAGGAAGGCGAUGAACGCGCCGAUCCGGAGAGCGAAGGAGUUGGGUCUUUCUCCUUUCCUGAUUUUCCCUGCGCGCCUGAAGCUGUCUUUUGGAAGCCAGCAGGUCAUGUCCGCUACUCCGGAGGACGCGAAUACCGCCAUGGAUCAUUUUCAGUCUCUUGGGACUCUUCCCGUAUAA
This is a messenger RNA of Brienomyrus brachyistius, 2223 nucleotides long. RefSeq lists its product as uncharacterized. The coding region runs from base 319 to 2223 and encodes 634 amino acids. NCBI's taxonomy places the organism in Eukaryota, Metazoa, Chordata, Actinopteri, Osteoglossiformes, Mormyridae. The record is from RefSeq and is a predicted model, not a curated record. The transcript has 10 exons.